Messenger RNA from Lodderomyces oxycetoniae, 456 nucleotides. RefSeq lists its product as uncharacterized. The record is from RefSeq and is a predicted model, not a curated record. Gene Ontology annotation, biological process: mitochondrial respiratory chain complex II assembly. Lineage: Eukaryota; Fungi; Ascomycota; Pichiomycetes; Serinales; Debaryomycetaceae. Gene Ontology annotation, cellular component: mitochondrion. Bases 1 to 456 code for a protein of 151 amino acids. The transcript has a single exon.
AUGCUUUCAAAUUUACUUAAACGCUCUACUGUUGGAGUUUCUGUUUACCGAAACAAACAAAUAUUUCCAAAACUGGCAUUCUCGUUUCGAUGCUAUUCGCCACCUUCAAAGAAGUUUGGACAGUCCUAUCAAGGACCUCCAAAGCUUCCCAAGGAGGAACAAGAAGAAUUUGAAAGGUUGCAAAAUAUAGCACAGUCGCAGAUUGCGAUAGAGGAAUAUAACGAUCUGGUUAAGGCUGGACAGGCAGCAGAAGGGGAAGUGUUUGCUGGAAAGGAAACACCUCCAGUAGUUGCCGUGGACGCUAACCUGGAUAUUGGAUCCUUUGCUUAUUUAAAGACAAUUCCAGAAUUUGAGGGAGAUGUCAAUCCAGUAACAGGCGAAAAAGGUGGACCCAAGCAAGAUCCGUUGAAAACUGGAGAUGAAUGGACUUUCAAUGGAAGAACCAUAGACUUUUGA